Drosophila bipectinata is the source of this 2867-nucleotide messenger RNA. RefSeq names its product fibulin-1. Lineage: Eukaryota; Metazoa; Arthropoda; Insecta; Diptera; Drosophilidae. Gene Ontology annotation, molecular function: calcium ion binding. The record is from RefSeq and is a predicted model, not a curated record.
UGCUUUCCAAGAGAAUGAGAAUAUAUUUGUACUGAAUUUUACUACUAGUUUGGGCUGUUUUGUUCUAGCUUAACAAAGUUUUGAAAAUACUUUUAUAAACAAUAUGUUAUUAAAAAUAUAUGCAAUUUUUUAUACCAUCCUUAUUGGGCAAUGUGCGUUAGAGCCGUUUAAAAAUGAACAAAUUUCUGAAUAUAUUCGAAAGUGCUGCAUUAAUGGACUCCGUCAAGCACGCUUAACAGCCUCUUGUUCGGACCAUGACAUAUCACCUUUCAUAACACCACAACUUUGGUUAGGAUUAUGUCACUCAACAUUUGAAGUAUGCUGUUCCCUUGCACUUGACCACCAAAACUGCGAUCUUGGUCGAUUGGCAGCAUUAGAGGGAACUCGCUGCGACGUAGGUGAAAAUAUUACAUCUAAAGCGUUUACCAUAUGCUGUAGAUCAUGCCAAAUUGGAUUGGCAGUAAAAGCAAGUAAAGUUAACUGUAAGGAUCCCUUGUUUUCUUUUCUUUCUUCGAUGGACGCAUAUAAAGCUUGCUGUUAUGAAGAUGACUUAAAUAUUCAAGCUGAAACGGAAAAAAACUUUUUAUAUACCCAUGAUAAUAUUGGUGCUUCCGAAAAAAAAAUUAACUCUGCAGAUCACGUAGAUGGAACUAUUAUUUUAUCUGAUGACGACGACAUUUGUGGAAAAAUUCCUAAUCUGUGCGCUCAGAUAUGCGAAAACACCUUUGAUGCCUAUAAAUGUAAGUGUCAUUUGGGUUAUAAGUUGGAUUCUAACAAUGUUACGUGUUCACCGGAUACCAACCAAACAUGUCCUAGCGGAUUCAAUUUUGAUGAGCUUAGAGAAAAAUGCAUUGACAUCGAUGAAUGUAGGGAGCAAAUUCAUGAGUGUGGGACAAGUCAGUAUUGCUACAAUACUAUAGGAAGCUAUCACUGCCUAAAUGUUAAAAAUGCGGACUGCCAUAACAGUGACCUAAAUAAUUGUGAAGAAAAAGAGAUUUGCAAUGAGUGCAAUAAUAAUAAGCAAUCGAAUCGGAUAAAGAAAAAAUGCGAAGAUGGCUAUGUAUUUCAAAACGGCAGUUGUACAGAUAUUGAUGAAUGCUCUAAGAACACAACAUACAGCUGCAGUGGCAUGCACCAGGAAUGCGUAAACUCGUUGGGUAAUUACUCAUGCCAAUGCCUAUCGGGCUUUAAAUUAGAUUCCACAUUAAACGAAUGCAUUGACAUAAAUGAGUGUUCCAUCAACAACCAUAAUUGCCUGCCAACUCAAAGAUGUGAUAACACAAUUGGGUCGUAUAUAUGCACGCGUCUUCAAAGUUGCGGAACUGGAUAUACACUCAAUGCGGAAACAAUGAAUUGUGAUGAUGAUGAUGAAUGCACUCUUAAUACUCAUAACUGCCCUUCAAAAUAUGACUGCUACAAUACCAAAGGAUCGUUUCGUUGUUACAGAAAAACUUCAACAUCGACUACAACUACGACUAGGCCAAGGAUCUCAAAUCUUAUACCAAGCAGUAAUUACUCAAAAUAUCCUGACCAAAAUACUGAAAAUACUGACUUAAAAAUUUCUUGCUCAUCUGGAUUUCAUAGGAAUGAUUUUGGCGCAUGUGUCGACACAGAUGAAUGUCAAACCAAUAACCCAUGUAGAAGUCAUGAGCGUUGCAUUAAUACAAAUGGAAAUUACCGCUGCGAGAUCCUUUUAAAGUGUCGAGGAGGAUACAAAUCUACAUCAGAUGGAAAAUCUUGUAUAGAUAUUGAUGAAUGCGAGACUGGUGAACACAAUUGUGGCGAAGGACAAAUUUGUCGCAAUCGGAAUGGUGGAUAUGUAUGCGAGUGUCCCUUGGGGCAUGAACUUAAAACACUGAGCAACGGAAGUAAAAGCUGUUUAGAUAUAAAUGAAUGUUCACUGGAUCACCGCUUAUGUCCGUCGAAUGCAUACUGCUUUAAUACUAUAGGGUCAUAUUAUUGCGAGUGCAAACCUGGGUUUGAAAAAAAAAUGUCAAAUAAAAAUAACUUUAACACUGUUUGUUUUGAUAUCGAUGAGUGUAAGGUUAUUCCGGGUCUUUGUCAACAAAAAUGUGUCAACUUCUGGGGCGGUUAUCGGUGCACAUGUAAUUCAGGUUACCAAAUAGGUCUCGACAACCGAACAUGCGUUGACAUAAAUGAAUGCGAAGCUCAUAAGGAUUAUAAGUUAUGCAUGGGAUCCUGCAUGAAUACUCCAGGAUCAUUUCAAUGCUCCUGCCCUCGAGGAUACACCUUGUCAACAGACUUCAGCACAUGCCGUGAUAUAGAUGAGUGUGCCAGCGACCAUGUAUGCACAGGACGGAACGACAUCUGCACUAACACACGUGGAAGCUAUAAAUGUACUACUGUUAAUUGCCCCAAUGGAUACUCCAUUGAUUCUGAACAGAAAAACCGGUGCAGACAAAGUAGUAUCACCUGUGAGGAAGAGGAUUGCUAUUCAAAACCAUCAGCUUAUACAUAUAAUUUUAUUACCUUCGUUUCAAAACUGAUUAUUGCACCAGAAGGUCGAGUUAUCUUUACACUAAGGGGCCCCCUUUGGUACGACAACAUUGACUUCGAUCUUAAAAUUGUUCGAGUGCAAGCUCCUGCAAUUAUUGAAAGAGCAAAUGAAAGGAAUUUUGAAAUAAUAAAAAAUAACAACCAAGCUAAUCUUAUGCUAAAAAAAAGCCUGGAGGGACCCCAAGAUAUCGAAAUCGAGUUGUGUAUGACAGUGUUUACCAACGGAAUGCCCCGAGGAAAGAGUAUUGCAAAGUUGUUUCUAUUUGUGUCGCAACACCAAUUUUAAGUGCGAAAUUUAUUUUAAUUAAGCGUAAUUGCUAUUGAACCAAUAAAGUUGCUUGAAACAUUUA